UAUUGCUUCAGAGUGUGCACUGUCAGACAUCAGUUCAAUAUACACGCGUGUACGAAGUAGUAAAUAUCGAUAGAUGCGUUCAAUGCAGGCAGGAUGUUAAAAAGCGCAGACAAUCAGGAGACAGAGGGAGUCGUCAGUGAGUCUUCGAUCGAAAAAAUCGAGCAGCGACAAGCAGACACUGACACUGAUCUAGAAGAACAACUGAAGUCUGAUGUAACGUUUGCAGGCCAUCUGUGCAAGCGAACGAUACAGGAGAGACACGGCGUGCUAUAUGCUAGUAAUCCAAAGGGCAAAGCCCUCUUCGCAGUAGUUCGAGGGCAUGGGCUGUUUUUGUACAAAGACCCUGCCUGUUUCCAGCGUGUAAGGCCUCAGGAAGCUAUUUCGCUAAGGCGCUGUUUCUUAGACCCAAACGCCCAAGUUCCACAAGAAGGUGCGUUCGGAAAAGCUGCUGCGUUGUUACAAACGCGAAGUAGAGAAAAGGGCAAAGAUAGAGACUUUUACGGACACACCGUGGCAUUCUAUACAGCACUUGACACAGAGCGAGAUUUUUCGCUGUCCUUCAAUUGCCAAAAAGAUUUCGAGCACUUUGUUUCAAUUUGCAAAGGAAUGGGUCGGAGUGUAAAACCGCAGAAGCAAGACAAUGUAAAAGACAAGAAGAAGAGGAAGUUUGCGACCUGGCGUGGGCAAGGAUCGCGAGAAUUCGCAGAAAAGAAAAUGCUCACAUUCGAGGUGCCACUUCAGGAGUAUCUCAGCCUGAGACCAGAUCUACAAGUACCAUUAAUUGUUACCAAGUGCAUAGACGAAGUGGUGUCAAGGGGGUUGGAUGUUGAAGGUAUCUACCGCAUGGCCGGUGGGAAGACCGUGAUACAAUCCUUGAGAGAAUCAUUUGAUGAGAACGAACGAGUCAUCGAUAUCACCAAUGCAGAUGAGUGGGCGGAUAUACACUGCGUCAGCAACCUGCUCAAACAGUACUUGAGAAGCUUACCAGAGUCUCUGGGAACCCACAAUCUAUACACACAUUUCAUCACGGCGGCUACAACUUUAACGGGCGAUGCACGGAACGCUGUGCUGGCCUUUCUCGUACAAUGUCAUCUCCCUACGGUCAAUUUUACGCUGUUUAGUCUACUGAUGGUACACCUGCGAUCAGUUGUCGCCAUGAGCUACGUUAACAAAAUGAAGACAGAAAAUCUUGCGAUAGUUUUUGGUCCCACCCUCUUCUUUCCUCACAAUGCCGACCCCCUGGAAAUGAUAAGUGAAACAGCCGGUCAGUGCAAGGCAAGUAUCUGA
Molecule: messenger RNA, 1287 nt
Organism: Sphaeroforma arctica JP610
Lineage: Eukaryota; Ichthyosporea; Ichthyophonida
Exons: 4
Coding region: 94-1287 (397 amino acids)
Biological process (GO): signal transduction; regulation of GTPase activity
Cellular component (GO): cytoplasm
Source: RefSeq, a predicted model, not a curated record